Centropristis striata (black sea bass) is the source of this 3583-nucleotide messenger RNA. It is a transcript of the gene raf1a, whose product is annotated as Raf-1 proto-oncogene, serine/threonine kinase a. Gene Ontology annotation, cellular component: mitochondrion; plasma membrane; cytosol. Bases 520 to 2553 code for a protein of 677 amino acids. Lineage: Eukaryota; Metazoa; Chordata; Actinopteri; Perciformes; Serranidae. Gene Ontology annotation, molecular function: protein kinase activity; ATP binding. The record is from RefSeq and is a predicted model, not a curated record. The transcript is spliced from 18 exons. Gene Ontology annotation, biological process: signal transduction; protein phosphorylation.
CAGUGUGAGUGAUGCUUGCAACUCUUGUUAUGACUGCAAGGUCCUGUUUCAAUCAGUGGCGUCAGACGGACGAAACGACACCAACUCAAACCUUUUCACCUUCUCACGAACAACCUAAAUAUUGAUUGAAAAGCGAAUCAGCAACGAGCAACUUCUGGGAGUUUUAAUUUGAAAGUGCUUCACGGGACUUAAAGAAUAUCCCUCGUCGUGUCACUUUGAGGGUCCGACGGAUUUUUUCCUCUCGCAUUUACCACGACUGGGAGAUCAAACUUUCCCUCUUAUUAUAUCUGCUGCCUGGUUAAAGAGAGCCGCCUAGACGACCUUCACGUCUUACAUUGUCGCAACAUUUACCGGAUGAGCGAUUAUUUGAUACAAUUUCAUGGUCUUUUCCAACUUUUUCCUUUUUCUUUGAAUGCGUUGCAAAUAUGAUGAUGUCACCGACGCCACUUUUUCCUGAAGUUAUGGCGGAGCACAACUUUUCUAACUUCUCUUGACCAUUGAGUGCACUUGGCUUUACUAAUGGAGCACCUCCAGGGAGCGUGGAAGACCCUGAGCAACGGCUUCGGGAUGAAGGAUUCUGCGUUCGAGGGCCCGUGCCUCUCCCCGACCAUGGUCCAGGGCUUUCCCUGCCAGCGCCGCUCCUCAGACGACAGCAAGAUCCCGGACUCCAAGACUAGCAGCACUAUCCGCGUCUACCUCCCAAACCAGCAGCGCACCGUGGUGAACGUGCGGCCAGGUAUGACUCUGUACAGUUGUCUGAUUAAAGCAUUGAAGGUGCGAGGUCUGCAGCCUCAGUGCUGCGCCGUCUUCAGGCUGCAUCCAGGACAGAGGAGUAAAAAACUACGGAUGGAUUGGAACACUGACUCCUCUUCCCUGAUUGGUGAAGAGCUACUUGUGGAGGUUUUGGAUCAUGUUCCCUUGACAACGCAUAACUUUGUUCGGAAAACAUAUCUGAAACUAGCGUUCUGUGACAUUUGCCAGAAGUUUCUUUUGAACGGUUUCCGUUGCCAAACAUGCGGCUACAAAUUCCACGAGCAUUGUAGCACCAAAGUGCCCACGAUGUGUGUGGACUGGAGCAAUAUCAGACAACUGCUGUUGUGUCCAACACCUGGGGACAGCAGCGCCCCGUCCCUGCCCCCGCUCACCUCACGGAGAAUGAGAGAGUCUUUAACAAGGUUUCCAAGCUCGGCCCACCGAUAUUCCACCCCUCAUGCCUUCAACUACACCACGCCUUACACACCCACAGGUGGCUGGCUCUCCCAGAGGCAGCGCUCCACUUCCACACCCAACGUGCACAUGGUUAGCACUACGCUGCCUGUAGACUGCAGCAUGAUUGAGCUAGACUGCCUGAAUACCUCUCCCAGCUCCUGGUGCCAUAGAUUCUGGCUGAAGAGGAAAGUAGGUAUUGUGCACUUCUCCCAGUCUUUUGUUGAGGCCUCAUCCGAGAGUCCAGAAAAGGAUGCAAUGCGUGAUCAUGACUCCGCCGGGAGUUCCCCCAGCCAGAGCCCCACAGGCUGGUCCCAGCCCCCGUCCAAAGCCCCGGCACCGGCCCAGCGAGAGAGGGCCCCGUCCUUCAACACUCAGGAGAAAAAUAAAAUUAGGCCUCGGGACAAGCGGGACUCCAGCUACUACUGGGAGAUCGAGGCCAGCGAGGUGCAUCUGCACUCCCGCAUCGGUUCAGGCUCAUUUGGAACCGUGUACAAAGGGAAAUGGCAUGGUGAUGUAGCAGUGAAGAUUUUAAAGGUGACCGACCCCACACCAGAGCAGUUUCAGGCAUUCAGAAACGAAGUGGCAGUCCUGAGGAAAACACGACAUGUCAACAUCCUGUUGUUCAUGGGCUACAUGACAAAGGACAACCUGGCCAUCGUGACCCAGUGGUGUGAAGGCAGCAGCCUCUACAAACACAUUCACGUCUUGGAGACAAACUUGAAGAUAAUCCAGCUGAUAGACAUCGCCAGGCAGACGGCUCAGGGCAUGGACUAUCUGCAUGCAAAGAACAUCAUUCACCGUGACAUGAAGUCCAACAACAUCUUCUUGCAUGAAGGGCUAACAGUGAAAAUUGGGGACUUCGGUCUGGCAACGGUGAAGGCCAGAUGGAGCGGCUCACACCAGGUGGAGCAGCCGUCUGGAUCCAUUCUCUGGAUGGCGCCUGAGGUUAUCCGGAUGCAGGAUAACAACCCCUACAGCUUCCAGUCUGAUGUCUAUUCCUAUGGAAUUGUUCUCUAUGAGCUCAUGACGGGAGAGCUCCCAUACUCCCUGAUAGCAACUAGAGAUCAGAUUAUCUUCAUGGUGGGAAGAGGCUAUUUGUCCCCGGACCUCAGUAAGCUCUACAAGAACUGCCCCAAAGCCAUGAAAAGGUUGGUGGCCGACUGCAUCAAGAAGUCGAAGGACGAGAGGCCGCUCUUCCCGCAGAUCUUGUCCUCCAUCGAGCUUCUCCAGCAUGCCCUACCUAAGAUAAACCGCAGUGCCUCAGAACCGUCCCUGCACAGAGCCUCUCACACUGAGGAUAUCAAUGCCUGCACCCUGACCUCCACCAGACUGCCUGUUUUCUAGAGGCCCUCCUCCUCUCCUUACACUUCCCCCUCCUCCUUCUCCUACGAAAUAUCCCAAAAAUACUCAGUUUGCCCAAAUUCUCAACAUACAGAUGCAAAUGUUGACCUACAAUGUACACGCAAUCAUACAUAAACCCAUGCUAAUCAGCAGAAUGUGUAAGGAAGAGAGGGAAGUGCGUCUGAGAUUUACUUUGAUGAUGGAUUGCAGUGGGAUGUACACAUGAAGAGGCCGAUACAUGGAGGUGGUGCCUUGCUUAUUGCUGCACGUAUUAAGUAAAUGCAUUUGGGGCAAUGCAUUUGGUAAAUUUUGUAAAUACAUGCACGCACAUCUACCUAAGAAGACGAUAAAUGGACACUGAAGGAAGCUCAAGAGAACGACAGGUGUCUCUCUUGAUUUGGGUUCUGUGAAGUGAAGCACACCCUUCUAUCCGGCCGUCCUGGUUUCUGAUGAAGAGGACCUUUUUAAAGCUUACUUGCCUUAAGAGGAAACAAAGCCUGGACUAAGAUCCCGCACAAUUCACCUCCUCUUGUUAUCACAAAGCCGUUGGAUGUAGUCCAUAUAGUUGCACAGUAGUAGUUGAUUUUGCAUUGUCUUAAAUGAUAAUGGCGUAGAUAUGGGAAAUUGUUGUCUUCUUUUUUUUUUUCUUCUUUUCAUCGUCUAUUUUUUUGGGUCAUUUUGGAAGAAACCUAGCCUGUAAGACAGCGAGCAUGAGUGACGAGAGAGAAAAAUUGAAUUUGCACAUUUUAAGCAAAAGCAAUGGUUAUGUUUCAACAGUCUACACGUUGGCUUUACAGCUCUGAGUAAACUGAUUUGUAGAUAUCCACACAUUCUUAUCAGUCCUCGCCUCGGGGAGGCUAUCAUGAGCUGGACAUUUGGCGGUUGUCUUAAAUGUUUAAAAUGAUUUGGAAACUAAUUUGUAUUUGUUGUCUUUUGAUGUCUCUUUCAGGAGGUUAAACGUUUUAUUGUGUACUUGGUGAGAAUGUUGUCUAUUCAAUAUUUUAAUAAAAUUAAGUUAAAUUCCUUUGCCAAA